AUGAAGAAAGUGGCUACUUGCGGCUCCAGCUCCGUGGCAAAUGCGACCAGCUUCUCAUUCUUCACAAACACCAUCAAUGGCAAGUCCUGUCUCAGCGACAAGACAUCGCAGCCGAUCAAUCCUUCGACCCGUCAACCUCUGUGGGAGGUUCCAUUGGCAACCGAGGAUGAUGUAGAUACUGCGGUCACUGCCGCCAAUGAGGCUUUUCUCUCGUGGUCACAAACUCCCUGGCUAGAAAGAGCCAAAUAUCUCAAUCAAGCCAGGAAGGUAUUGCUGCAAACUCGUGACGAUAUGGCGAACCUGAUUAUGCAAGAAACUGGGAAGCCUCUUCCAUUUGCAGAGAUGGAGGUUGACCACACAGCCCGUUUCUUGGCAUACUACACAGCAGCAAAGAUUGGCGCCGCACUGAUAACAGGAAACACCGUGAUUGUGAAACCGUCUCCAUUUACUCCAUAUAGCUCGUUAAGAUUCGUUGACCUCGUCAAGUCCAUAUUCCCUCCAGGCGUCAUCCAGGCGCUGAAUGGAGACGAGAAGCUAGGACCUGCGCUUGUUGAACAUGCUAACAUUCAUAGAGUCAGUUUUACUGGCUCUACUGCAAAUGGAAAGCAGGUCAUGGCUGCUGCAAGCAAGACUCUGAAGCGUGUUACCCUAGGAUUGAGCGGGAACGAUGCCUGCGUCAUCUGUCCAGAUAUAGAUAUCUCCGUAGUAGCGCCUCGAGUUGCGGUUGGUGCCUUUCUGAACUCUGGUCAAUCCUGUCUGGCUACCAGACGCAUCUACGUGCAUCAGGAUAUAUACCAGGACUUCAUGCAACACAUGAUUGACGUAGUGAAGUGCUGGAAAACAAGCCCCUCUUCUCCAGAAGCCGGCAACGUGCUCGGUCCAAUCCAAAACGAAGCGCGAUAUUUGGCUGUCAAGCAAAUUCUUGAAGAUAUGCAGGCGAAGGGUCUCAAAUUUGCAUUAGGAAAAGCAGAGUUUCAUGAGGACAACCAUUUUGUUAUUCAACCAGCGAUCAUCGACAAUCCCCCUCAUGACUAUGGAAGCGUGAUGGAAGAGGCUUUUGGCCCUGUUAUCUCUCUAUUCUCCUGGAAAGACGAGCACGAAGUGGUCAGCCGUGUCAACGAUACGAAUGCAGGGCUUGGAGCGAGCAUCUGGUCGGGCGAUAUGGACAACGCUGUAGCCAUCGGCGAGCGCAUCCAGGCUGGCAUGGUCACCAUCAACAGCCAUCCGGCGCCACUCCCAAGCGGCUAUCUGUCUGGAUGGAAGGAGAGCGGACUGGGCGGAGAGUUUGGCUCUGAGGGUCUGUUGUCGUACUGCAAUGCGCAAACCAUGUACUGUUACAAGCUGCCGUUAAUUCAGUUCAGUCAGUUCGGGUGUAGUCCUUCCUUGACCGAGCUCCUUCUGUCCACCGCAACCACCACCACAGCAAGAUAUCCCUGCCUCCCUCUUCUUUUUCACACAACACAACAUGCUGAUCUUGACUUCAUCAUUUGCCCAUCUUCAAUCCGCAUUCGCACCCACGAUCUGUCUAUCUAUCUCGCCAUGUCCGCCACACCCCCCUCGAACAUGACGCCGGACUCUCUAGUCCGAGCAGAACGAUUCCACAACGUCUUCCAGAUCCAAUACCUCCCACUCCUCCAUCCCAAGUUCUGCAUCAAACGUCCCAAUGGCCAGAUGGUGCCCUUAAUCGCCAUGGACGAGUUACCGCAGUGGCUCCUCGUCGUCACCAAGUACCCCAUUACGAUCAACGAUAUGGAAGUAGUAGCCCCCAACAGAUAUGUCCCACGGGCCGGGGAGUACGACAUAAUCUGCCUUUUCUGCGAGUCCACCCUCGAGCAUGUUGCCGACGACAUAAGCUGGCAGAGGAGCAAAAUGAAGGAUUUGGAUCAGUAUAAAGACUCUUUGAUUGGACGACGUUACCCUCCUUAUGUAUACCCUUCUUCCUAUUAUGAGGAUGCGCGUUCCCUGCACCAUUACGAUACGUUGGCCAUGUCGCGGGCGAUGUAUUAUAAUCCGGGCCGGACUGGUCUCAACCCUGAAGCGAGCGUCUUCAGACCAGCUGCUGGGGGGUCAAAUCAUCUGUCGCCAAAGGCAUUUGGACUGCCAUGCCCGAUACGUAUGCCAAAUUAA
Talaromyces atroroseus is the source of this 2127-nucleotide messenger RNA. RefSeq lists its product as hypothetical. The transcript has 6 exons. The record is from RefSeq and is a predicted model, not a curated record. Bases 1 to 2127 code for a protein of 708 amino acids. Gene Ontology annotation, molecular function: aldehyde dehydrogenase (NAD+) activity. Lineage: Eukaryota; Fungi; Ascomycota; Eurotiomycetes; Eurotiales; Trichocomaceae.